Molecule: messenger RNA, 986 nt
Organism: Raphanus sativus (radish)
Lineage: Eukaryota; Viridiplantae; Streptophyta; Magnoliopsida; Brassicales; Brassicaceae
Product: auxin-responsive protein IAA2
Exons: 2
Coding region: 132-689 (185 amino acids)
Biological process (GO): regulation of DNA-templated transcription
Cellular component (GO): nucleus
Molecular function (GO): protein binding
Source: RefSeq, a predicted model, not a curated record
UCUCCAAACCACAUCUUCAACCAAACUCACAAACAAGAAGAAGAACCAUAACAAGAACAAGAGAAGGAUUCUGCGUUGGAAACCACACAAGAACAUAGAGAGAUAAGACUUCUUGAUCUUGAAAAAGAAGAAUGGCGUAUGAGAAAGUCAACGAGCUUAACCUUAAGGACACAGAGCUUCGUCUUGGAUUACCUGGAACAGAACAAGUUAAAGAAGAACAAGACGUUUCUUGCGUUAGAAGCAACAAGCGUCAACUACAAAGCGAUAACGAGGAAGAAUCGACUACACCUCCUACAAAAACUCAAAUCGUCGGUUGGCCUCCGGUGAGAUCUUACCGUAAGAACAACAACAACAACAACAACAACAACAACAACAACAACAACAACAACAGUGUUAGCUAUGUGAAAGUGAGUAUGGACGGAGCACCAUACCUCCGUAAAAUAGAUCUCAAAACGUACAAAAACUAUCCAGAGCUUCUCAAGGCGUUGGAGAACAUGUUCAAGUUCACGAUCGGUGAAUACUGCGAAAGAGAAGGAUACAAAGGAUCUGAAGUUGUACCAACGUACGAGGAUAAAGAUGGAGACUGGAUGUUGGUUGGUGAUGUGCCAUGGGAUAUGUUCUCUUCCUCUUGUAAGAGACUCAGAAUCAUGAAAGGAUCUGAUGCUCUUGCUUUAGACUCUGCCCUAUGAUGAUGAUGUUGAAGAGACUUCGAUGAGAGCUUUUGAUGAUUGAAACCCUUUAUUUGAUUUGGAUCUGAUCGGUGUUUGAGUAGUUGACUACACCAUAAACAAAUCCUUCAGGGUUUUGUUAGAUGAGAUAGUUCCAUAUCCAAGUGAUUUUCUUUUUCUAUUUUCUUUUUUAGAUUUGGAGUUCCAUGUAAAGAAGAUACAUGAAUUUUUUUAAUGUAUAAUACGGACAUAUACACAAUAUAGAUGCAUAUGUAGCAAUGUUAUUGAGGAAAAAAAUAGUCUUUAAUUUCGUUUUAA